GCGACAAAGCAGACGGAGUGUGUCAAAGUGUCCGUGUCCAGCCCUUCUGCCGCCGUGUGCACAUUGCAGUGGUGCAGCAAACAGCGGGAGCAGCCGCGGGGCUGUGCGUGCGUUCAGCCGCUGGGGGUGGGGAGAGGGUACUAGAGGCUGGUCUAUCCGUGUUUUCCGGAAGAGAGGGUGUGAAACAUGGGACACAUAUCAGGUCAGCUGCUGAUCCCGCCACACACGCAUUCAGUCACUCACACUUAGCAGAGGAGAAGCCCGUGUUUCUGUUUGUCAGCGCUUACAAUCGGCUGUGAAGAGGAGUCAAAACAGGCGCCGCGUCCGUUCGGGACAUCCCUCUGGAUCCCUUUGACUGGAACAAUUAAAGGGACUCGAGCACGCCCGGCUCUGGCGAGGCCCAAGGCUGGCACAGGUCACGUUGAUGCUGGUGAGAGCUCUCCAGUACUCUCCCUGCCACCUGCUCCUGCACUGCUCCCACCUGCUCAGACGCCAUGGCUAUGAGCAGUGACCCUGGCUGUGAGAGUCUGGAUGCCAGCUCUUCCACGCCGACCAGUAGCCUCACAGACAUCAUGGCCGCCAUGACCACUAAAGACUCGGGCGGCUCACCUGCAAAUGGCGAGAGAAACGGCGGGGCCCAGCAAGAUGGGGCUCAGGCGAAGAGGACUCAUCCGGUUCGACCUCACCUGACCGGGAGGAAGCUGUCGCUGCAGGAGCGGGGCACGUACCUAUCGUCGGGCUCCGGAGGAGGUUACUCGCACAUUUCCCCUCGUGUGGCUCGCAGGCCUACAGUGGAGUGUAAACGUGUAUCCAUAUCAGACUCUCAGGACUGCAUCCAGUUGAACCAGUAUAAGCUGAAGAGUGAGAUUGGAAAGGGCUCCUAUGGUGUGGUCAAACUUGCCUACAAUGAAGAUGACGACAAAUAUUAUGCCAUGAAAUUGGUGUCAAAGAAGAAGUUAGUGAAGCAGUGUGGCUUUCCACGUCGCCCACCUCCAAGAGGGCCGAAGGCAGCUCAAGGAGAGCAGCCCAAAAUCUUAGGACCCCUGGAAAGGGUCUACCAAGAGAUUGCCAUCCUUAAAAAACUGGACCAUGUUAACAUUGUCAAGCUGGUGGAGGUGCUGGAUGAUCCUUCUGAGGACAACCUUCAUAUGGUGUUUGAGCUGAUGCGUAAGGGUCCAGUGAUGGAAGUGCCCACAGACAAUCCUUUGUCAGAAGAGCAAGCUCGCUUGUACUUCAGAGAUGUCAUCCUGGGUAUAGAGUACUUACACUACCAAAAGAUUGUCCACAGGGACAUCAAGCCUUCUAACUUGUUACUGGGGGACGACGGCCACGUAAAGAUAGCAGACUUUGGAGUCAGCAACCAGUUCGAGGGCAACGAUGCUCUGCUGUCCAGCACUGCUGGCACACCUGCAUUUAUGGCACCAGAGACCCUGUCGGAUAAGCGAAAGAGCUUCAGUGGAAAAGCGCUGGACGUUUGGGCCAUGGGAGUUACCCUCUACUGUUUCGUCUUUGGGAAGUGCCCGUUUAUUGAUGAAUACAUAUUGGCUUUGCACAAUAAGAUAAGGACCAAACCUGUGGAUUUCCCAGAAACACCAGCGAUAAGUGAAGAGCUGCGGACUCUGAUCUUGCGGAUGCUGGACAAGAACCCAGACACCAGGAUCACCCUCCCUGAGAUCAAGAUGGACCAGUGGGUGACCCAGGGAGGCACUGACCCCUUGCCUCUGGAGGAAGAGCACUGCUCCGUGGUGGAGGUCACAGAGGAAGACAUCCAGAACUCAGUGAAAUUUGUUCCGAGCCUUUCUGCAGUGAUCUUGGUAAAAGCCAUGCUGAGGAAACGCUCCUUCAGUAACCCCUUUGAGUGUCCGAGCAGGCGAGAGGAGCGGUCCAUGUCUGCACCGGGCAGUCUGCUCAUGGACUCGUGGCCCUUCCGGCCCUCUUUAAAACUUCACCCCUCGCUCAGGAAGGGAAGCACAGGAGAUGGACCCAGAGAAGGAGAGCUGGAGGACCUGCAUGAAGACGAGCCCUCCUCUUGAGUCUCAAUGACACUCCCCGGUCGACAGAGCUUUGUCCCGAACGUGAAACCAUCCACGCCUUCAUCCAAACAUUUCCUUCAAACGAGUGGCACAACAUGAACGUUUCGUUCUAUAAACUGGAGGUUGAAAAACUCUCGGCUUUUUAAAUCUGACGUUGCUUGUGCAAACGUUCAGACGCUUGUGAUGCUUUCCCCUUUGCUUCCUGUUUGCCUCAGAAUGCCCUUCCUCACCCCCAUUUCUCCACUGUGGACUCUGUGGACGCUGAGCUCGACGGCGUUGCUUGUCUUAGCUGCUCGACCACUUAGCGCCGUGGCCGGCCUCACUGAACCGACGAGAGGGAGAGGGAUUCCAGGUUCAAGUUAUUUUUUGUGCAGAAGGACGAGGACAUGUUGGACAGCGAUCCCCGCGAUGUUUUUUAUCUUUAUGCAUGUUGAAUUAAUAGGCCUCGUCAUCCUACUGUUUACAGCCUUUUGUCACAGUCGUGGUGGGUAAAGACAUCCCUGUUCAGUGCUUCAGCAUGUAAAUACACGCUGUUGAUAACUUACAUUUUAAAGCAGGGCAAUGAAGGACAGAAUCCUUCCUGUGCUGCCUUCGCAGACGUCGACUGGCAGCGCUUCUAUGAGGAAGGAAGUCCGCUGUCUGAUGGUGACCAGGCAGAAAGGACGUUUAAUAGACUUUCCCUGCUGUGUUACGUGUAAUUAUUUUCGUGUUCGGGGUCAUUUCGCGUUUCUCCUCUUACUCCGUUAAGUGUUAUGUUUCCCACAGUCUGUGAGCGUCUCUUAAAUAAUUUCACUUGCAAUUUAGAACACAUUACUGUGUGGACCAUUCCUGGAUGCAGAGCUGAUUUAAAAAGCAUAAAUGAUGUCCACGUUAAAUAUCAGCGAGUGCUCUCGCAGAAGAAAUUGCUGAAGAAAUUGUAUCAACUUGCACCGUGUGCAAAUUGAUUCAGUGUCUUCACUAGUGUGUCUAAAGCAAAGGGACGCCAAUUAUUAUGAUUUGUGUUUCUUCUUGCUAAGGAAAGUGACUUAUUCUGGCCAAACAGAGCCCGUCUCUGUUUGACCAGAAUGGUCCAGACCAUAAGGAUCUUAGAGUUUUAUUACGAUAGAGUAGUAGCAGAGAGAAGUGAUUCACUCGCAACUUUCCGUUUGUUCUAAAACAAAAACAGGAAGGACGAUGUUGCACACAUGUUAAGACUUGCCGUAAAUGUAACCGAAACUUGUAAAUUGCACUUCAUAUUUGCGCAGUGAUAGUUUACAUGAAAACUUAAAAUCUUUAAAUGUAUGAAGGUUUAAAUUGAAUUGCAUGUGUUGUACCAAACCGGUGCCACUCAUAUUUUGAUGGUGUGGCAGGAUGGUGCAGGGUUAGUUUUUAUGUCAGGCGUCUAAAAAGCUUAAGGGAGCAUCAGGGAAUUUAAAAAAAUAAAUAAAAAAAAUAAAAAUCUGAUCAAACUGUAGGAUUUUUGGCGUUUUAAAGAGAUGAGGAUCUUAUGGCUGAGCUUGUUUCCAUCGUUCUUUUAGGGUGACAUUAAUUUUAUUUGCAAAUUGCACUCCAUUCAAUCAGUGCUAUCAUGUCUGCAGUGCUAUCAUGAGGUCUCAUGUCGCGCUACCUGUUACCACAAGUAAUUUCUCAACCUCUGGGAACUACUGCUAUGAAAUAAAACAACAAACAACAAUAAAAAGAAGAGCUCUUUUAAAGCUCGACUCGUUUGCCACGGUUUAAUCACACAGCAGAGAGUCAUACAAAGAAACUGAUUGUUUGUGAACGCAACCCUUCACACUUCAACUUCUCCCUGCAACAACCUCCUGUAAUUUUCACAUAGACCCUGACUAGUUUUUCCUGACUGAAUUCCAGUAGUUCAAGCAUGCUACGCUAAUGACAGGAAAGUUAAUUAGUAAGCAUGUGAGAUCACAAGAGGCACUGUGGAUUAAUACAGAACUUUCUGUAUGUGUUCUGUAAGUUAAUUUAAUUAAACUAAUGAUCUUUGCUCACUCAUAUCUGAAAAAAAAGAAGGAAAUAAACAGCUCUUCCUCCAA
Mugil cephalus (flathead mullet) is the source of this 4066-nucleotide messenger RNA. RefSeq names its product calcium/calmodulin-dependent protein kinase kinase 1, alpha a (gene camkk1a). Gene Ontology annotation, molecular function: ATP binding; protein kinase activity. The record is from RefSeq and is a predicted model, not a curated record. Gene Ontology annotation, biological process: protein phosphorylation; CAMKK-AMPK signaling cascade; activation of protein kinase activity. NCBI's taxonomy places the organism in Eukaryota, Metazoa, Chordata, Actinopteri, Mugiliformes, Mugilidae. The transcript is spliced from 17 exons. The coding region runs from base 495 to 2033 and encodes 512 amino acids.